GCCAUGUACAUCGAAAGAAAGUUCCUGUCUUUACUCCUCUUUCUUUUUAUUUUCUUUCCUUUUUUAUUUUAUUUUAUUUUUUUUUAUUUUAUUUUUUGCUUUUUUUGUUUUGAUUUUCUUGCUUGUGUCUCACCGACGGUUGUCCGAGGACUAUUUGUACAUAAGAUGGUCAAUGAAAGGAUGAAAGAGGGACCCAUUGAGGGAUGAGCUGGAGGUUGUUGCUGUGGUUGUUGUUGUCGUUGUAUUCUUGUUGUAUUGUUGUUGCUGUAUUGUUAUUGUUGCUGUUCCUGGGGUGUUUUAUUGAAUUGAAGGCCAGCAAGGCAGACGGAGAGAGAAGGGAAAAGGUUAAGGAUAGCCUUGGGCAGGCACUUUAGAUUACACGCAGCCGACAGAGUCUUUCUGUGCGUGUACGACCAUGACCGGUGGUCCUGCAUGAAUCCACUUUGCUGUUCAUCUAGUCCUGUUUUUAUGAUUUUUUUAGUCCCAUUUAGAUUCGCCUAAGAAAGAGAGAAAGGCCUUGCGCUC
Messenger RNA from Gamsiella multidivaricata, 525 nucleotides. RefSeq lists its product as uncharacterized. The transcript has a single exon. The record is from RefSeq and is a predicted model, not a curated record. NCBI's taxonomy places the organism in Eukaryota, Fungi, Mortierellomycota, Mortierellomycetes, Mortierellales, Mortierellaceae. Bases 4 to 207 code for a protein of 67 amino acids.